AUGCAAUUAGGCAAAGUACUAACGAGUUUGACUCAUACUCAUGAUUAUGCAACAGAAUACAUUCCACCAAUAAUGACCAACAUUAAACCUGGAUGGACUACCGAUAAGAGGUCCAAAUUUGAUACCGACCAAGUGAAUCUCCAAAGCGAUGGUAAUCAACCAGUGUUACCUGGGGUGACAUUCUUAUCGGACCUUUUAAAAGAUAUAGAUAUUAAGCGACAGACUGGUUAUACUGAUGCGGAUCCCUUCCGAAUGCCAAAAUCCUAUGCACAUGUACCGCACGAGUACCUAGCGGCCGAUGGUUUCCCAAAGUCAUACUGCUGGCUUGACCCUGCAUGCAAAUCUGCUGUACCGAGCAAGGAAAAUCCAAACGAAGGUAAAGGAGGCGUCGUGCGAAGAGCACUCGACUGGUAUUGGGAACAAAAGACCGAGGGUGUCCCUUCAAACCCUCCUCUUCACCUUGUAAAAAGGAGGCGAAAACCAGGCACACGACAUGCCAAGAGGGCUAGGAAGAACUUGGAUUCUAAAGCAACUGACCAGUCGCCUCACUCAGCCAACCGCACCGAGAAAACGUAUGAUGGCCUGCGCUACAGGCUUAAUGAUCCUGUACUUCCGUAUGAGAAUUAUGACCGCACCAUGGAAAUAAUCUUCAACACCUAUAAGAUUAUAACCCAUGGAAAAGGUCAAUUCGUCGAUCGGGAUACAAAUGAACUUAUUUUUACGUACGCAUUUGAAGAUUUGGAAUCUUUGUCACCAGAUGAGCUUGAGAAGCAUCAAAACGACGUCUCAACAAUCUUGAUGUCCACCAAGCUCUUCAAGAGGUUGCCAACACCUAUACCUUUGGAAUCUCCUACUUACGUUCCAAAAUCCGAUGCUCCUUUACCUAUGCAAUCCUCCAAAACAGAUCGUGAUGACUCAUCUCCGCCUUCCUCACCUCUUACGUCGCUUCCUCCUUUGGAUGAAGAAACGGAUGAAGAGGCUGACGAAGUCCAACACCUUCCUACAAGCACAAACCUGGUACCCCGUCCUGGCCCCUUACAUUAUGAUAGGUCCUCCUCCCCAUUAACCUCGCUCCCCCCUUUGGAUGCGGAAGAUGGCGCCAAUUCCAAAAAGAAAAACCCUAAGGUCCUCAGCAUUGCAAAAGCGGGUAAUCAAUCGGUGACAACCCAAAAAAAGUCAAUCGACACUGCUACUACAAUUUCUAAGAAACGCAAGCGAUCCGUAACGACUAAUGGUGCUCUGCUUCAUGGGAGAAUGCACUGUUUUGGUCAAACAGUAGGAUACUCGCGCGAUAUCCUCAUAUCACCUUAUACUCCUGCUUACGGCUCCUCCCGAACAUUGUAUAAGGCCUUCUUAGACAGGCUACCUGACUUUGGUGCACGAAUAGGAGGGAGAUUCAAAAGCUUUUGCGAUGAAGGCUUUCUUGUUGCUCGCCAGCAACUUAACCAACUCCACGCCCCUUCAAUGGCAUCCACCUCCAAGUAUCAACCAAGCGGACCUCUCGACUUUGGUGCAAACUUUGCUUUCACCUUGGGUAACUUUUAUAACAAACCUCAUACUGAUAAUGAAAAAGGCAAGGUAUAUUGUCUAUGGUAUCCGAUUGAUAGUAUUAGUGGUCAAAUUGUCACGCAAAGCGAAGGUUUCGAGCUUGAAGGAGGGUGGUUUAUAUUCCCUGAAUAUAGAGUGGCUAUCAACUUUGGUGGUAAGUCUGCGGUCCAGAUCGCUUGGAAUGGCAAAUCGACAUUUCAUCAUACUAUUCCUUCCAAAGAAUCCAUUCAGUUGAACAAACGUGGUGAGAAGGUUCAUUACACGCGCCUGGGGUGUUCUUCGCAAAUUACUUACAAGAUUGCCCGUGCAAGUGUCAAGAUCGGGACGAAUGAACAGUACAAUUAUACAUCGAACUGUGAGCGUAAAGUUAGGGAUGUUGAUGAUAUUUUGGAAUUACCAGAUAAAAGGUGGAAGAAAUGA
Messenger RNA from Melampsora larici-populina 98AG31, 1968 nucleotides. RefSeq lists its product as uncharacterized. The transcript is spliced from 7 exons. NCBI's taxonomy places the organism in Eukaryota, Fungi, Basidiomycota, Pucciniomycetes, Pucciniales, Melampsoraceae. The record is from RefSeq and is a predicted model, not a curated record. Bases 1 to 1968 code for a protein of 655 amino acids.